AUAUUUAUCGACGACAUUAUUAUCUUUAGCAAUACUAUAGAUAAGUACAUUAAACACUUAGAAACCGUCUUUAGCCUCUUUAAGAAGAAGAAUAUCUUUAUUGCUUUUACUAAAUCUUAUAUCGUAUAUCCUAGUAUAGAGCUACUUGGUUUCUACGUCGAUAGAUUUGGACUGACUAAUACAGAGUACUAUGUCGCUGCCUUUAGGAACCUUGCCUUUCCGAACAACCUGAAGGCCCUAGAGCAGUAUAUU
This is a messenger RNA of Thermothielavioides terrestris NRRL 8126, 252 nucleotides long. RefSeq lists its product as uncharacterized. The transcript has a single exon. The annotation marks the transcript as partial. NCBI's taxonomy places the organism in Eukaryota, Fungi, Ascomycota, Sordariomycetes, Sordariales, Chaetomiaceae. The record is from RefSeq and is a predicted model, not a curated record.